UGAAUACGCGUUCUACGACUUUGCAGAAUUUCGCUAGUGUAUCCAAUCUUUGAGCUAACAAAGUACAGAGAGCGAAAGUGAGGAAAAGGCUAUCCAAGUUUGGGCAGCUGUGCUAGUUGUGCUGAGUUUCAUGGUCUAUCAGUCUUGUUGCCUUGUAAACCGUCCAGAUGCUGUCAUUACGCUCCAGAGGACAUAGUAUCCUUCGCCGAUUCGUGUUCAUCCAAACUUAUCCCAGUCGUUUUCAAACCUCCGCAGCGUCUAAAGCUAGUGACAGGGAAAGCAACUCAAAUCCAUAUCCAUAUCCAACACACACGAACCCUAGACCACACCAAAUAUUCCACCUACCGCACAAUGCUUCUCAGAAUGACGUGAAAAGGAGAUACUAUGAUCUCGUCAGGAUAUAUCAUCCAGACUCUCCCGUGGCACGCCACUAUGCUCCAGAGGUCUCGCAAGCUCGCUUCCAGUCUAUCACCCAAGCAUAUGACAUGCUCCGCGGGAAAAGCGCCUUUUCUGAGGAGACGUUGGCCUCUAGGACUGCCAAUAUUAGGCAUUCCGAUAUUUGGAGAGGUAGGUCAUCCAGACGGCCCCAUUUUGAUGAUACUUCAGGAGAUGAACGAUGGAAAGAGAGAACUAUAGCCGCAGUGGUCAUAUUGACCCUCGUUGCUUUUGUGGUACAAACUAUGACAACCCGACAACAGGCACUGGCAGAAAUAGUGGCUCGGAGCCAACGCAAACCACAUGAUAUUAAAGGGACUCAAGAGGACCAUACACUGGGAGAAGAUUCAAAGACCACAUGACAUAGAUCGUAAUCAAAAUCUACCUACAGUAUGUUCAGAUUAAUGCAUAUACAUUGGGUGCGAGAUCACUCACCAAUGAUCAUUCGAUGCAUCCCCGUCCCAAUAUCGGUGCCUUAUAAAACGCCUUUGACUUGUGCGUGGGCUGUAGCGCCGAUGAAUGAUGACACUUUAGUAUGACAAUCUGGCAGACUAACCUUCAACACCGCCCACUACAUCCUGCUGGAGGAAUGUAUUGACAUGUGUGGAUGAAAU
This is a messenger RNA of Serpula lacrymans var. lacrymans S7.9, 1049 nucleotides long. RefSeq lists its product as uncharacterized. Bases 168 to 797 code for a protein of 209 amino acids. The transcript is spliced from 5 exons. The record is from RefSeq and is a predicted model, not a curated record. Lineage: Eukaryota; Fungi; Basidiomycota; Agaricomycetes; Boletales; Serpulaceae.